AGCCUCGCAGCGCGGCCCUGGAAGGAAGGACGCCCCGUUGAGGAACAUGUCCCUUCGAAUGCGGCAACUCACGCGGGUUCCAACACUCUCCUUAAUUCUCAUCACCGGAUUUGGAGUUGUGGGUGGUCUUUAUAUCCUUGCAAGGAAGACCUUCUUUGUUCCUGAAGUGAGUUGGGAGAAAAACCAAGAAUCGUGGAAUAAUCGGGGUCUUAGUGACCAGCACGAGUUAUUUGCCACGUCUGUGGACUCCAAAGACCUGAAGGAGGAUCGCCCAGACUGCUGAACGUGUCACACGGAGUCAGUUCCUCACUCCUGCCAUGUUGAAGGAAAGUUACUGGACUUGUCAUUGGCACAGCCGCAUCUUCUGCCCUCUUCCCAGGCAGACCAUUUCAGCCUUUCAAGGGUUCUCGAUGAAGCUUCUGCCUCAGCCAAGAUAAUUUUGCAGCUGUUCUUCCCUGCCUCUGCCAUUUGCUGGUGUGUCAACCGCAAAGGUCACCAAUCAACAUCUACAGCCCAUCCAACAGAAUCAAAAGUACGCACUGACCCAUUCUACCUCUGGGAAAUGCCCCUAAAUAUUGAGCUGAUAAACAUCUUGUUUAUUUUUAAAAAAAGGAGGGUUGGGGGAGAGAGGAAGAGACAAAGUGACACAAAGCACAUUCUUUUUGAUCCCAUUUGUGCAAAGUCCUUGGUUCAGUAUUUUCCUUCCCUUCCUGCAAAAAUCCUUGACCUUGAUGUGUGUGGCAUUUCCUGCCUCCCAUGCUUAAUUUUACCAUUCCCACACAGAGACAAGACAGUCCCAGCACCUAGAUCAGUGAUGGAGAACCUUUUGGGCUUCGUUUGUCCAACAUUUGAAAAAUGCCUAAUUUGACUCUCUAGCCAAACAAAAGAGAAACAAUACAUACACACACAUACACACACAGAGAGAAUCCAAUCAUGUGUGUGAUUCCCAGAAUCUGCUGCACACUUACCCUCAGGUGGUGUUCUUUUUCUGUGACAGGCCCUUGUGGCAGGUCUGGAUCGCCCAAGGCCUUCAUUCUUGAAGCGCCUUGGGAGAAGGCUCUUCCACAGCUUCUGCAGCCUCCCAAAACCACAAAAGUGUGUCCAUCCUUGUAUGAUUUUCAGAGGCUCCAGAGACUGCAGAAGUCCACAGCCCUGUCAUGUAACUUCUAGAGGGUCCAGAGGCCACAUAAGAACACACCCUAUUCUCACACUGCCUCCAAAAUUUGUGCAAGAAUUGGGUGUGCUUUCAAGAAUAUUGUCAGAUGUUUCACCCAAAACAUGGUGUGUCACUCUUUACGUGUGUUUCCAUAGAUUCGCCAUCAUUGACCUAGAGCAAGGGUCU
Molecule: messenger RNA, 1342 nt
Organism: Pseudonaja textilis
Lineage: Eukaryota; Metazoa; Chordata; Lepidosauria; Squamata; Elapidae
Gene: COXFA4L2
Product: cytochrome c oxidase hypoxia associated subunit FA4L2
Source: RefSeq, a predicted model, not a curated record